Molecule: messenger RNA, 954 nt
Organism: Ordospora colligata OC4
Lineage: Eukaryota; Fungi; Microsporidia; Ordosporidae
Product: cyclin-dependent protein kinase
Exons: 1
Coding region: 1-954 (317 amino acids)
Biological process (GO): regulation of mitotic cell cycle; protein phosphorylation
Cellular component (GO): nucleus
Molecular function (GO): cyclin-dependent protein serine/threonine kinase activity; ATP binding
Source: RefSeq, a predicted model, not a curated record
AUGGGUCUUAUGCACACAGUGGGAAGAUGUAGAAGCAUAUCAGUGUAUGAAAAGAUAAAUAACAUAUGCUCUGGAAGCUUUGGAAGUGUGUACAAGGUGAGAUGUAAAGAAAGUAAGAACAUAUUUGCAAUAAAAAGGAUGAAUCCAUCAAUGUGCCAUGAUACCAACGGAUUCUCAGUUCUAUACAUCCGAGAAGUUAUGAUUCUAAGGCAUCUACAGCACAAUAACAUUAUGAGGAUCAACGAAGUUGUUGAAGGAGCUGCAAUCAACGACUUUUUUAUUGUAAUGGAGUACUGUGACACAGACUUGAAGACUCUUAUUCAGAAGGCAGGCCCGAUGGAUGAGUCAAUGGCAAUGUUUUUUACGAACCAACUUUUACAGGGUCUUGAGUUUCUACACGGCAUAGGAGUAAUCCACAGAGACCUGAAGCCAUCGAACAUUCUUCUCAUGAGAGAUGGAUGCCUGAAAAUAGCAGACUUUGGACUGGCAAGACGAAUCAGUUCACAAAUGACGAAUCUUGUUGUCACAUUGUGGUACAGGCCGAUUGAGGUGCUUCUUGGGUCUGAGUCAUAUGACGAGUCUGUGGACAUGUGGUCUGUUGGAUGCAUUGUUGGUGAGAUGAUGGUUGGUGAACCAAUAAUGCCUGGGGAAGGAGAGAUUGACCAGCUGCGCAGGGUAUUUGAGCUUCUGGGAUAUCCUGAUGAUAAGGAUCUACAUGGAUUAGAAUUACCUCACCUAAAAAGCAUUCGAAUUCCUGAUACAUUCAAUGCAGAGUUUGACAAGCGCUUUAAUGGCAUGGAUGGAGAAGUAGUAGAGUUUAUUAGGAAUAUGCUGAGUUUUGACCCAAGAAAGAGAGACAGUGCACAUGUGGUGCUUUCAAAGGAGAUUAUGAAGAAUAGUGCAUUAUCUAAUCGUGAUGUGAUUGAAUGUUCAAUUACCAAAUGCAUUGACUGA